AGCAACCACAUCACGAUCCAUUUCUCUCCCUCACACACACACACCCCACACAGCCUCCACAAGAACAGCAACUGAAUCUGAAGAGAGAAGAGAUUGGCGAGGAGAGAAGAGAAGGCGAAGGAGAAGGAUACUCCAAGCUGUUUCCUUUCUUCUUCCUCUCUCCCUCCAUCUCUUCCUUUGCCCAUAAAAAUUGGAUUUUUAAUGGAGAAAGGACGGCUCCAGUCUCCGAAUUCCUCCUCCUCCUCCAGCAGCAACAGCAAUGGAGUGGCCGCAUCGCCGGCGCAGGCGCCGCCGCUCACUCCAAAGUCCACGCCGAGGUCCGUCGACGCGGCUAGUCCCUACCCCACUACGUUCAUCCAGGCCGACGCCGGCUCCUUUAAGCAGGUUGUCCAGAUGUGGACUGGCUCCUCCGACGCGGCCGCAAAGCACUCCGCCCCGCUGCCGCCGGCGCCGCCAGCCAAGAGCGGGAUCUCGCCGGUCGCGAAGGCCACCGGCCCCAAGAAGCAGGCUUUCAAGCUCUACGAGCGCCGCGGUAGCCUCAAGAAUCUCAAGAUGAUCAGCCCCAUGAUUCCCGGCUGUUGGAACCCUAGUUCCCCCCUAGGAGGCGCCUCGCCGCGGAGGCAGCCGCCGGAUAUCCUCUCGCCGAGCCUCCUCGACCUGCCCUCGUUGACCCUCAGCCCCGUCACCCCCCUGAACCCGGAUCCUUUCCGACGCUCGCAGCCGCCCAAUCCGCCUCCGGCUGCGGCGAUGUCGGCCGAGGAGAGAGCCAUCGCCGAGAAGGGGUUCUACCUACACCCUUCGCCGCGGACCACGCCGCGGGACCCGGAGCUGCCGAGGCUGCUGCCGCUCUUCCCGUUGACAUCCCCGAGGGUGUCUUCCGCCUCCGCCGCCGGCUCUUCUUCCUGAGAGAUUUUAGCUCAUGUCCUUGGUAAUUCUAUUGUACAAUUCGAGCUCCUCUCCAAUGAAGUCUGCAAUUCGAGCUCUAACCUUAAUCCACCACGAACGAUAUCUGCAAUAUUUCACUGUCUUAUUGAUUCAACAUCUACUGUUCAUCUGUAUGAACUCUUAACAUCAUAGUCUAUGUUCAGUAUCUCUCUGUU
This is a messenger RNA of Zingiber officinale, 1100 nucleotides long. Its product is annotated as VQ motif-containing protein 4-like. The record is from RefSeq and is a predicted model, not a curated record. The coding region runs from base 202 to 906 and encodes 234 amino acids. The transcript has a single exon. NCBI's taxonomy places the organism in Eukaryota, Viridiplantae, Streptophyta, Magnoliopsida, Zingiberales, Zingiberaceae.